AUGUCGGCAUCUCUGGAUUCAGCUUUGGAUCCCAUGGAAGAGAUAAGGUUUAGAAAAAAACACGGAACAAUGUGGAUUGAAAUGCAGAAAUAUACUCAUUUUACUUUUGACGAAUUGGAACAAAUCAUGAUCAUAUUCUUCAAAAUACAGAAACGCGAUGAGAAACCGGCUGGAAGUGACUUAAUAUCCAGGGCACAUUUCCGCGAUGUUCUUCACACUGGCCUUGGUAUGACGGACGCUUAUAUGAUGGAGCGAGUCAUGGUCGCUUUGGACCGAGGCACGUCCCCAUAUGUGACCAUGUCUACGUUUGCUAAAGCUAUGUCGCUGUACCUACGUGGUGACUUAGAGGAACGGAUAAAUUAUGCCUUCACGUGUUACGAUUUACUCGGUGAAGGGCAUUUGAGGAGGGAGACCAUGUAUCAAUUGAUGAAGAAGAGUUUAGCGAAGGCCUCGAGGGAUGACGACGUCGAGGAGGCCGUUAAGGAGUUAGUUGAUAUUAUGCUUAAGCGAAUGGAUGUUGACCUGGAUGGUGUUAUCAACUUUCAAGACUUCCACACAUCAGUCGUGAACACGCCCUCAUUGCUCGAGAGCUUGGGUUACUGCCUCCCAGAAAGGCCAGCGGUCUUUUCAUUUCUGACAACUUGGUGUCCCACAUGGGGCAAAAUGUAAACCAUACAUGUCAAACAAAUAAUCCCUUGGUAAACAAUUAAUUUUGAAAUAUUUUGUUUAUUUCAACCGUACAAUAAAAUUA
Molecule: messenger RNA, 751 nt
Organism: Vanessa tameamea
Lineage: Eukaryota; Metazoa; Arthropoda; Insecta; Lepidoptera; Nymphalidae
Product: calaxin-like
Exons: 5
Coding region: 1-669 (222 amino acids)
Molecular function (GO): calcium ion binding
Source: RefSeq, a predicted model, not a curated record